Molecule: messenger RNA, 2051 nt
Organism: Owenia fusiformis
Lineage: Eukaryota; Metazoa; Annelida; Polychaeta; Sabellida; Oweniidae
Source: the annotation of a GenBank genome assembly
AUGCAAAAACCUGAGAUACAAGAUAUUGGACUUCACGAAAACAAUCUACCUGGAAACAAUAAAUUCAAAGAUGUUCUAAAGGAAAGACUUUUUGGUGAAAAUACAAGAAAAAAUAUGUCUGAUAGUUUUCACAUUGAAGCUAUUGAGAAAGAUAAUUUCAGAAAUAAAAUGUCAGAAAAUGUUAACAGUACUGUUUCAUCAAUGAAACAAGAAAAUGCUGAUGUAACAAGGCCUGAUUUAUCCAACAAAGAAAUCGGUAAGAACGUAGAAAGUGAUCCCAGUGGUGAUGUCAUAGAUAACAACGCAAAAUCUCAGACUUACGCUAAUGUAUAUGAAAUUCAAGCUCACCCAAAUCAGACAAAGGUAGUUCAACAAAAUGACAUCCCUACAGAUGAUGUUUAUGAAAAUCCAGCAGAACAAACUCAGACAAAGGUAGUUCAACAAAAUGAUGCCCCCAUAGAUGAUGUUUAUGAAAAUCCAGCAGAACAAACUCAGACAAAGGUAGUUCAACAAAAUGACGCCCCCAUAGAUGAUGUUUAUGAAAAUUCAGCAGAACAAACCCAGACAAAGGUAGUUCAACAAAAUGACGCCCCCAUAGAUGAUGUUUAUGAAAAUUCAGCAGAACAAACCCAGACAAAGAUAGUUUCAAAAAAAGAUGAACCCCAAACAGAUGAUUUCUACGAAAUUCCAGCUGAACAAACCGAGACAAAGGAAGAUUCUGAAAUUGAGGCUCCAGUGGAUGAUGAUCUUUACGAAGCCGUUAUAGUAGAAAAACAGGACGAUGCAAUGUAUACAAAACUUAUUAUUCACAAUGACUCAAUCAAUACACAUAAUGAUAAAACUCAUCAAAGUGAGGAAAAGAUUGAUGAACCAAAUAUAUAUGUAAACUGGAGCUUUCAAGAAGAUAGUGAGAAACAUGCAGAGGAAGUAGAGAAAGUCAAUGAUGUCAAUGAGGAUGAAAUAGUUGAGGAAGAAAAAAAUACAUUUAAAAGUGACAAUGAGCGGGAACAACUUCAAACUGAUGAGUCGGGGGUUAAGUCAUAUGCGUCUAAGUUUCCACGUAUAGCAUCACUUUUGGCAAAACUGAAAGCUAAAGAUGGAAACCAAGAUGAAACAGCAGAGGCAGAGGAAAAUAGAAGCGACAAUAAUCAAGACAACCAGCUUCAAAUUGAGGAGGCAGGGAUAAAGUCACACGAGACUAAGUUUCCACGCAUUGCAUCAUUUCUGAGAGAGCCAGACAAAGUUGCAAAAACUGCCGACUUUAUAGACAAGAAUAUCCACAAGAUUCUGCUUGGACUUGUUAUUUCAGUGACAUCUGUGAUCAUUUUGGCCAUGAUCAUCACAUGGACAGUAAAAUAGAUAUACUUCAAAUCAAGUACUGUAAAACCUGUUUUAGGGAACAACUUAUGAUCUACUAAAAACAUUCACUGUAAAUAGGUAUUAGGAAACUUUUUACAAAACCUAAGAAAUAGAUGUUUAUUAAGAUCAAGUCUUGUUGCAACCCCUGAUAACCUUAUAUCCUACCCCUUAUAUACCCAAAUCGGGGUUAAGUAGAAAAAGGUGGGAAUAGAAGAUUUGAUGCCAGAUCAGCUCGUAUAGCAUAGGGACAGUAGUCUGUGUGAAAAUGUGCUUAGUCAAGUAGAGGGGAGGGGGGGGGGUCACAGAGGCUCGUAGCUAAACUAGGUUUACUUUUCUUCACAUUAAAACAAAAGAAGGUUGUGGUGAUGCACAUAAACAAUAUAAACAAUAUAUUACUACAUAGAAUGAGGAAGUACUUGAAAAAAUAACUGAUUACAAAAAACUGUAUCAGAACUCUUGAAACUUGAAAUAACAAAACAAUGUCACCUGCAAUAGGUGAUAGCAACAUCCACAGUUCAUAAGUUAUCAGGGACAACAACAUUGAAUAUCUCAUCUCCUAUGCAAAACACCUACUUUGUACUUUUGUAGAUGAAGCUCUCUUUUAAAGAAGAUAAAAUCAAACUACUGUUAAGGUGCCUAUCAGAGGAAAUAUAACCAUAAAUAUGUUUUUAUUUGUCAUGAUGCAUUUAGGC